Molecule: messenger RNA, 2671 nt
Organism: Priapulus caudatus
Lineage: Eukaryota; Metazoa; Priapulida; Priapulimorpha; Priapulimorphida; Priapulidae
Exons: 6
Coding region: 154-846 (230 amino acids)
Source: RefSeq, a predicted model, not a curated record
UUUACACACCCAUUGAUACACAUCUACCUGUGCGUUAGCUCCAAGAAACGGUCUUGCUCUAGGGUUAGAAGACAAUCGGUCGCACAGCCUGGUCGGGCUACCUGUGCGUGGCAGAGUGCGUAAAUUAUUGAAUACAGUGUAUACGGAACAGUAAUGGCGAGGCAACUUGGUUGUAGGUUGAUUGACCUACUGUUGGCUCUAAUCAUUUUCAUGCUAGUGGCAUCUCUAUGUGUUAAAGCAGCCUGCCCUCCAGCAGCUGGAGAUAGUACUACACAAGUGCUAGACUUCGUCUUUAUACCCGAGGAACAAUACGACAGAAACUAUUCCGAAAUAACUGAUGAAGGGACACGUCCCCUGGGAUUCCUGAAAGGAACCGUUUACUACAUGGAUGAGGGACGUCCGAACCCAUGCGUCCGAGUAACUAGUGAUAAUAUGAUAGACAGGGUGGAGGUGCUGGCUGAAACUGUACCAAGCAACUCACGUGUGUGUGUCAGAGGUGGAAACCAGGCAGCCGAGGAUGUGUGUGCUGUUGAUGGAAACAUCAAUCACUGUUCAGAAUCUUUGAAUGUUAAAACCAUCUACUUUGAGUUUUACUGUGAUUCUGGCUGCUCACAGUCCGAUGUCAACUACUGGUUCAGAUUCACCCUCAGUCAUGGAGAUCCCGAGCUUUGGUGUGCAAGUCGACCGAAUGAAUUUCCCAGCAGUCUUGGGUCGCCUCUACCUCCCAGCCACAAGCCCAACCCAGUGACCACACCGAGUCCAGGUGGCGUGUCACCUACAGCUAUGACGUCUCUUGCCGCAGUGAUACUACUCGCACUACUGGCUUCUGACAUGUGCAUCGCAUAAAUCCACUAAUACCAAGGACAUGUAUAGCUGAUCACAGGUCCUGCAUGUGUGUGUGUGUGUGUGUGCGUGUGCGUGUGCGUGUGCGUGUGCGUGUGCGUGUGCGUGUGUGUGAGCGCGCGCGCGUGCGUGCGUGUGUGUGUGUGUGUGUGUAUGUGUGUGUGUGUGCUACUGUGCAUACAUGCUAAAUCAUCUACAGGGAGUAGUGAGUGGAUUAUUAUUAGACUGCCGUAUUUUUUUUUACACUAUCAACUGAAUCGGUGGAAUUUUUAUAAAUUAUUUUUGAUGUGAAUGCGUAUAUGUGCUGGCAGUCUUUUAAACAAAAAUGUGGAAAGACACGGAUGAAUGUAGUGUUCUUAAUGAUUUAUUUAUUCUAGCAGAAUGUAGGGUGCUAUUUUUACCUGUUAUGUGUACAAAAUGUUUUCCAAUUAGCAGGAAACUAAUUGUUAUGUAAUCAGUACUGUAUGUAGUUGUAUAUAAUUUGUGUACUUGUGCAGUACAAUCAGAAUCCGAACGUGCCCGAGACGCUACGUACGUGAGAUCGGUUCCGAAUUCGUGUGACCUAAACAUUCCCAUAUUUGUUUCAUUAAUCGCAUGUCCACGAAGCGCCAAGUAAACCCCCUUCGCGCUUGCAUUAUCCUACAAUAAUUAAUCUAUGCGUUCGCCAUCUGAUACUUCCGCAUGGCGGCGCUUCGACGCGCCGGCGUAGCGUGGUGCGCCGAAUAAAUCACGUUGAAUGAGUGACGUCUCGAUGCACACGCCCGUUCGUCGCCGGUUACGUUUACCAGGAGGCUGCGUGUGUUUACGCUGCGCGUGCAUGUGUUCUUAGUUCGCUGCCGCCUGCGUGAAUCCCGUCUGCCACGUGGCUGCAGGCGCGCCGGUAACUAGGCUACGGCGCUCUGCUUCUACAGACGUCGCCGCCUGUGGUGUAACCCAUCUGCUUAUUGUGCGUAAUAUCAAGAGUAGAUAAUAACACAUAGUAAAUUAGUUGUUAGUAAGUUAGUUAGUAACAUAGUUAAUAAUAGUUAUUAUCUACUCUUGGUAAUAAGUAAACGCAGCUUAGCUGCCGUGUGAACGAUCAUCGAGCCCUGGUUCGAGUCCAGCUUUUCAAUGAGAAAUCGGACGCGUUGCGGCGGAUAACGUAGCACAAUCGUUAUAACGAAUCAAGUCUCGGAUAGUAUUCGUUUGUCAAAGGUGAUAGAAUAAGUAACUGUGAUAAGGACGAGGACUGUAAAAUGCGUAGCUAGUGAUAACACGGCCUGUUCACAAUCAAACAUGUAGUUAAUUGUAAAGAACAAUUUUCGAGAAUUGUGUCCAGUACUAGAUAUAAGGGAACAAUGAUCACGCCUGGGACGCGAUACUGCAUAUAGAGUGGGUUACUUCUUCCAGAUGCAGAGCCGUAGGCUGAGCAAAUUCCUAGGGGUGGGGGGCAAAAUUUCAUGACUCAACUGUGUAAUGAUGAGCGACGGGCCCAGCUCUUGAUCGACGUUCAUAGUGUGGUAGGGGGGGGGUCUGAGACCAGGCUUUCAAAGGAAAGCGACCAAAAAAAUCACGUUAGGGUUAUUUAUGAUUAUUAGCUAAGCUUAUUUUUUAAUUUUGCUCCAAAAUCUAGGGGGGCAGCUGCCCUCUUGCCCCCCCCCUCAGUCUACGGCCCUGCACAGUAUGUUAAUUCUCAGUGGGAGACACAGAUAUCCGCGCCUAGAAUCGGGUACUCUUCCCAGGAGAGAGUAAUUGACAUUGAUGAACGUAGCAGCGACUUUGGCGUCGCUCGGCAACGAUGUUAUGACGAAAUUGUGUUCUCAUUAAAGUUUUUCUCCUUCUUACAAAU